Hypomesus transpacificus is the source of this 2752-nucleotide messenger RNA. RefSeq names its product chondroadherin-like b (gene chadlb). NCBI's taxonomy places the organism in Eukaryota, Metazoa, Chordata, Actinopteri, Osmeriformes, Osmeridae. Gene Ontology annotation, molecular function: protein binding. The transcript has 10 exons. The coding region runs from base 277 to 2607 and encodes 776 amino acids. Gene Ontology annotation, cellular component: extracellular matrix. The record is from RefSeq and is a predicted model, not a curated record.
UGAACAAGCGCCGGUCUGGUUUUACAAGCCGCGGGAUGUAGGUUAUUGUUUUUUUAAGCCUGAACAGGCUCAGGCAAACUCAGGCGCACUUUAAAAACUCACCAGAAUCGUGUCGAAAGAUGGGGUUCUGAGUGAAUGGAGGGAUAAGUGAAGUUUGUUUUGGAUGAGGGUCAGCCGGGGGAAGAGCGGGAGAGGUAGACGAGAAACCGUGAGAGAAUCAACGGCAGUACAAAAGAAGGAGGCCGAAUAACGGGUCACGAACUCCGAGCUAAACAGAUGUAUUCCAUGGGCUGUCCCUUCGCCUGGUGGGCCUUACUGGUACUGCUCCUGUCAGGCAUUCCAGGGGUGCACCUGGGCAAGUGCCCAAAACAGUGUCUCUGCGACCAGAUUCAACUCACUGUGUCCUGUGUCAACAAGAAUCUGACCGAAGUGCCUCCCACAAUAGAUGAGAUCACAGUGAAGCUUGACCUGAGAGGGAAUGACAUUCAAACGCUGCCCACAGGGGCGUUCAAGCACACCCCCUACCUGACGCACCUCACGCUGCAGCGCUGUAACAUCCGAACCGUGAAGGAGGGCGCCUUCCGCAGCCUGGGCCGCCUCGUCUUCCUCAACCUUGCAAAUAACAACAUUGAGAUACUGUACCAGGAGUCCUUCGACGGCCUCACUUCUCUGAAGCAGCUCCUGAUCGACCGUAACCGUGUGGAGGAGAUUCAGCCAGGAGCCUUUUCCCAGCUGGGAUUCCUUAACUUGCUCUCCCUCACACACAACCAGCUGGUCUACAUCCCCAACAUGGCCUUCCAGGGCCUGCAGAACAUCAAGUGGCUGCGUCUCACUCACAACUCCCUUAACUACCUUGCCACCGAGGCCUUUGCUGGCCUCUUCACUCUAACACGUCUCAGCUUAGACCACAACGAGCUGCAGUUCUUCCCCACUGAGACCAUGACCAGACUCCCAGAGGUCACUCGUCUGGACCUUGGCUCCAACCCCAUGACCUACUUGGGGGAGGAGACAGUGUCAAUGGCCAAGGUCACCCACCUCUUCAUGGACCAUAUGUCCCUUCAAGACCUGGCUAACACAGCUGUGUCCCUAUCCCCUAACCUAGUGCACCUGGAUCUCAGCCACAACCAACUACGUGUUCUGCAACCCUUCUCUGCAGGUUCCCCUAAGCUGGCGCGUCUCAACCUGGCAGGAAACCCCAUCUACUGUAACUGCUACCUGCGUCCCCUGAGGGAGUGGGCCCUGCGGGGCAAGGUCAAGCUGCUGGGGGCCUGCGGGGGCCCCGCCCACUUCUCUGGGGAGAGUCUGGAGGCCAUCCACCCCUCUGAACUGCGCUGCCAGAGUCAGGAGGCCAUGCUGAAGGCAGAGUUAGAGGAGCAGAGCAUGGUCACCCCACCCCCCACUCCUGAGCCAGACAACAAAGUCAAGUGUCCCACCAAUUGUGCUUGCGAGGGUGAUACCCACCACUCUUCCUGUGAGAACCGUGGCCACACAAAAGUGCCUCGCGGCUUCUCACCGGAUACCAGACUCCUUGAUCUCCGUGGCAACGACUUCCACUACAUUCCUGGCAACAGUUUUCCUGGAGUCGCUGAGGUGGUGUCCCUCCAUCUUCAACGCUGCAAGAUUGUGGAGAUGGAGGAUGGAGCCUUCAACGGGAUGAAAGGGCUGGUUUACCUCUACCUGUCUGAGAACGAGCUCACCUCCCUCAGCCCAACAGCCUUCAAGGGCCUGCCCCAGCUCACCUACCUCCACCUGGAGAAGAACCGUUUCACCACCUUCCCCAAGGGGGCUUUCAAGCUGCUGCCCGGCCUGCUGGCCCUGCACCUGGAGCACAACUCCAUCUCCAAGCUGGAGCCAGGCAUCUUAAUAGGGGCAGAGAGGCUGAGGGGCCUCUACCUCACUUCCAACUCUAUUAACAGUGUGGCCCCCCAGGCCCUUGACCAGGCCUCGGACCUGGACACACUGCAUCUGGGUGGGAACAAGCUGAAUGAGGUCCCCACUGAUGCUCUGGGAAAGACAUUGACUCUCGGCGAGCUCCGUCUGUCAGGGAAUCCCAUCCGCUGGGUGGGACCCCAAGCUUUCCAGCCACUGGCUAGGGUGCUGAAGGAUCUCUAUCUAGAUGGCAUGGGACUGGAGAAGAUGUCUAAGGACUCCCUAGCGGGGUUGGGCCCAGGUCUGAGGAGUUUGUACCUGGAGGGGAACCAGUUGGAGGAGGUGCCUGACCUGAACAGUUUCACCAGUCUGGAGGUCAUCAACCUGGCUGACAACCCUCUGCUGUGUGACUGCCCCCUGCUGCCCUUGCGCAUAUGGAUAGAGAAGGUCAACCUGAAGGUGCGUGCCACCUGUGCUCAUCCACCUGAGCUGCGGGGUCAUAGGGUCAAAGACGUCCACGUCUUCAAGGCCUGCCCAGGGGGUGAAAACCUUGCCUCCUCCCCCACCGUCGCCCCUACAAAAAUCUCCAAGACCCCCAAGUCCACCAAGGCUAAGCCAGCUCACCUUAACGCCCCUCGCCAGGUCAAAGUGGUCAAGACCAAAUCCAAAGGCCGUAAGAGCCAGACGCCAAAACCUGCAGUGGCCAAGAAGACCGCCAAAAGGAGCAAGAUGGCCUGAGAAUGAGUCUGUCAUAUAUACAGUAUGUUAAAUCUGUCUAUAGGAUGUACAGUGAGUAACAAUUUCUUCAGUUUUCCAUUGUACAGUCCUCACAGAUUACGGUUCCUUAUAACUACGGUAUAUAGAUCAGUGACUUCCAACUGAA